CUACUGUAAUAUGUGUGUUGAGCUCUUUGGUUUCAGGGACUAUUAGUUUGGCACAAGGCGAGCAGCCAAGAGGUGGGGUAUCCAUUCCCUAUUUGUCCUGGACAGACCGCUCCCCUUCAGCCUUACAUAGAAGAAAAAUUGUUUCACCCAAGUCCUGCUCAGUUACUGUAUCACUCAGACUCUGGUAAACAGGGCAAGGACUCCAGACACUGGGCUUACUUCAACUUCAGGGCCAGUGGCUACAGAUUUUCACUCCUGGGUCUGGAAGAGAGCUGAAGGGACCUGAACUGGAUGAAGAAGGAAAUGAAUCUGUUAAUGAAGAAUCACCAGAAUUCAUAGAAGGGGAAAGACCUCGGCCCCAAGGCUCCUCGCCAGUAUAUGAAUACGCAAUCAAAGAGGAAUACAGAGACUUAGACAAACAGGUCGAGGAGGAAAUAGAUCAGCAAAGUACAGACUAUAAAAAAGGAAAAAGAAAAAGUGGACUUGGAGCAUUCUUUGAAAAGCACUUCUCUGCAAAAAUGAGUCAAACAGAGGAAUUUAGGCCUACAGAUGAGUCAGAUGAAAUUGUACAAACUGAAGCUGAAGCAUGUGCCAAGGCAAUCGUUGUAAGUGGAGGAGGAAAGGAGGGCAUAUUUGUCGAGCAAGUGAUGAAGGAUACGCCCGAGUCAAAGGUUCCGAGCAUGAGAGAAGGUGAUCAAAUACUCAGCGCUACAAUAUAUUUUGAUGAUGUCAAAUAUGAAGAUGCCCUUAAGAUUCUGGAGCAUGCUGGGCCCUAUAAAACGCAGUUCUGUCUGAAACGCAAGUCCCCUGGUGUAACAGACACUGACAGUUCAGCGACUGUGCAACAGCAGGAUGGGGAAACAGACAAAACACUAAAAAGCACAUCUGAGGACUCUGCAGGAACAAUUGUGGUAAGGGGUAGAGCAAAAACAGCUAGAAGACAAGAUGCCAGGAUAUCAUGGCCUAAAUUCUCAUCAUUUACCAAAGGAAAAAGGAUGCAGUUCAAAAGGUCCCACAGCACAUCAGAAGCAGAGGAACAUAAAAAGCUAGAUAUCAGUCUUUCUAACAGUGACAAUGAGUCUCCUAAUAAGUCUCAGGAACCUCUAAAAACUAAGAAAAAGCAGAAACUGAAGCUGCCAAGCCUAGGAAUGAGGAGCCUAAGGAGCAAAUCAGAGGAUCAACACGAUAAAGAAACCGUAGCAGAAACUUCUGAACAUCUGGAAUUAAUAUGCAGCUAUCCUGAAGAUGAUGUAUCCGAAGUGCAAUCCUCAGAAGAUGUUGACAUCAGAAAAAGUGAAACAACACAAAUCUGUGAAUUUGAUUCAGAUCAAAGAACUGACACUGCAAGAAUAAGAAAUGAAUAUUCAUUUUCAAAUGUCACAGGCCCUGAAGUUGAAAUCAUCCAACACAAAGCUGAACUCUAUGAAUUGGAUAAAACACUUAAAACAACUAAUAUUUUCAUGUGCGGACCAAAGCUGGAUACAGAUGUAGAACCCGGAGAUGAAUUUAAAACUAAAAGAACACCAGAAAAAAAGAUAGAAAAGCCUAAUCUCAGAUCAGAACUAAAGAUAAAUAUCAUAGGAAAAGAAAAAACAGAUACAAGCCCUGAAGAAGAAGGCAGGUCACCACAAACUUUACUGGUAAAAGCUUCACCUGGCAAGCUGGGCAAAGAACUUCAAUUUCAGCUUCAAACAACAGAAACUGGUAUCCAAAUACCAAAAGAAGUGAUUCUAGGAGAUGGAGAAAGACAAAAUGUUACAUCAGAGAUGAAGGAGCGUCAACUUGCUAUUGAUCUAAACCCCCAAGACUCUAUCAGAUCUAGUAUUAAAGUUGAUGUUAUUAAGCCAAAGAUAUGUGAUGAAACAAAAUAUGUGGCUAUUCUGAAGGAAGAGACUGAUGGCAAGGUUAAAAUAACAAAAGCAACAGUGCAGGUAGAAGCUCAGACACCACACCUAGAUGUUGACCAAGCAAAAGUUCACGAACCAGAAGUAAAAUUUAAAACACAGAAAGGGAUGGUGCCAAAGUAUGAUGUUUCACUGGAAAAACUAGAACCCACACUUGAAAUGAAAGCCCCCAAAGGCACCAGAUAUUCUUUUUGUGAAGAAGUAUCUACAGACUGUGGUACAGAAAAAGAAAUCCAAGCCAGGGAUCCAGAGAUUCAAUUUACUAAGCCCAAAACUGAGGAGUCCCACUCUUUUCGCACAGCUAAAACUUUAAUAAAAUGUUAUGAGGCAAAAUUAGGAGUAUCUGCUGCUACAGUUCAUGCAGAAAAAGGAAAUAUUCGGAUGCCAAAAGAACAACAUCGAAGAGGAAAUAUAGAUGUUGACAAGCCAAACAAAUCUCAACCUAAAACAGGCAAACAAGAACCAAUACUCACACCAGAGGAUAUCAAGAGACCUUAUUUCAAUUAUGAUCUGGAAAGCAAAGAAAGCAAGGAAGCUAGACAAAGCAAUAUUACCCAAUUACCACGGACAGACAUUAGAGGUCCACAGUUGGAAAUGAGCAUGCCAAAUACAGAGAGACACAUCAUACCAACUGAAGAACAUGCUCCUAAGUUUGAUGUUGAUAUCAACAAUGAAAAAGUAGAUAUUUCUCUUCCAAAAUCUGGGGUCAAGUCUCCAAAAAUAGAAGGCAAAAUGAGCUUGCCAAAAGCAGAAAUCUCUCUUCCAAAGGCAGACAUUGAUAUAGAGGGACCAGAGCUUACAACAAGGGGAACUGACAUUGAUCUGAGCCUACCAAAACCACAGAUACAUGUGUCUGCAGCACAAGCUGCUGUUGAUAUUGAAGGUCCAGAUGAAGACAUGAAAGCACCUGAGUUAGACAUUGAUUUGAAGGGUAAAAGAAUCAAUGUAGAAGGGAAAGAAAGCAAGUUUAAAUUGCCCAAAAUGCCAGACUUUGAUGUUUCACUCCCCAAAGUCAAAGGUCCUGACAUUAAAUUCAGUCUGCCCAAAUCAGAGGCUGACAUUGCUUUACCUGAAUGUGUUGAAGUCAAGGCUCCUGAUGUGGAAAUGGAAGCUCCAUCUCUUGAGGGAUCUGUGGACAUCCCUACAAUUGAAAAAGAGGGUGGAAAAGGAAAAUUCAAGAUGCCACAAAUGAAAAUGCCUAAAUUUGGAAUUUCAACAUCUGGGGUCAAGGUUCCAAAAAUAGAAGGCGAACUGAGCUUGCCUAAAGCAGAAAUCUCUCUUCCAAAGGCAGACAUUGAUAUACAAGGACCACAGCUUACAACAAGUGGAACUGACAUUGAUCUGAACCUACCAAAACCACAGAUGCAUGUGUCUGCAGCACAAGCUGCUGUUGAUCUUAAAGGUCCAGAUGUAGACAUGAAAACACCUGAGUUAGACACUGAUAUGAAGAGUAAAGUAAUCCAUGCAGAAGGGAAAGAAAGCAAGUUUAAAUUGCCCAAAAUGCCAGACUUUGAUGUUUCACUCCCCAAAGUCAAAGGUCCUGACAUUAAAUUCAGUCUGCCCAAAUCAGAGGCUGACAUUGCUUUACCUGAACGUGUUGAAGUCAAGGCUCCUGAUGUGGAAUUGGAAGCGCCAUCUCUUGAGGGAUCUGUGGACAUCCCUACAAUUGAAAAAGAGGGUGGAAAAGGAAAAUUCAAGAUGCCACAAAUGAAAAUGCCUAAAUUUGGAAUUUCAACAUCUGGGGUCAAGGUUCCAAAAAUAGAAGGCGAACUGAGCUUGCCAGAAGCAGAAAUCUCUCUUCCAAAGGCAAACAUUGAUAUACAAGGACCACAGCUUACAACAAGUGGAACUGACAUUGAUCUGAAUCUACCGAAACCACAGAUGCAUGUGUCUGCAGCACAAGUUGCUGUUGAUCUUAAAGGUCCAGAUGUAGACAUGAAAGCACCUGAGUUAGACAUUGAUAUGAAGAGUAAAGGAAUCCAUGUAGAAGCUAAAGAAAGCAAGUUUAAAUUGCCCAAAAUGCCGGACUUUGAUGUUUCACUCCCCAAAGUCAAAGGUCCUGACGUUAAAUUCAGUCUGCCCAAAUCAGAGGCUGACAUUGCUUUACCUGAACGUGUUGAAAUCAAGGCUCCUGAUGUGGAAUUGGAAGCUCCAUCUCUUGAGGGAUCUGUGGACAUCCCUACAAUUGAAAAAGAGGGUGGAAAAGGAAAAUUCAAGAUGCCACAAAUGAAAAUGCCUAAAUUUGGAAUUUCAACAUCUGGGGUCAAGGUUCCAAAACCAGAAGGCAAACUGAGCUUGCCAGAAGCAGAAAUCUCUCUUCCAAAGGCAGACAUUGAUAUACAAGGACCACAGCUUACAACAAGUGGAACUGACAUUGAUCUGAAUCUACCGAAACCACAGAUGCAUGUGUCUGCAGCACAAGUUGCUGUUGAUCUUAAAGGUCCAGAUGUAGACAUGAAAGCACCCGAGUUAGACAUUGAUAUGAAGAGUAAAGGAAUCCAUGUAGAAGGGAAAGAAAGCAAGUUUAAAUUGCCCAAAAUGCCGGACUUUGAUGUUUCACUCCCCAAAGUCAAAGGUCCUGACGUUAAAUUCAGUCUGCCCAAAUCAGAGGCUGACAUUGCUUUACCUGAAAGUGUUGAAAUCAAGGCUCCUGAUGUGGAAUUGGAAGCGCCAUCUCUUGAGGGAUCUGUGGACAUCUCUACAAUUGAAAAAGAGGGUGGAAAAGGAAAAUUCAAGAUGCCACAAAUGAAAAUGCCUAAAUUUGGAAUUUCAACAUCUGGGGUCAAGGUUCCAAAAAUAGAAGGCGAACUGAGCUUGCCAGAAGCAGAAAUCUCUCUUCCAAAGGCAAACAUUGAUAUACAAGGACCACAGCUUACAACAAGUGGAACUGACAUUGAUCUGAAUCUACCGAAACCACAGAUGCAUGUGUCUGCAGCACAAGUUGCUGUUGAUCUUAAAGGUCCAGAUGUAGACAUGAAAGCACCUGAGUUAGACAUUGAUAUGAAGAGUAAAGGAAUCCAUGUAGAAGGGAAAGAAAGCAAGUUUAAAUUGCCCAAAAUGCCAGACUUUGAUGUUUCACUCCCCAAAGUCAAAGGUCCUGACGUUAAAUUCAGUCUGCCCAAAUCAGAGGCUGACAUUGCUUUACCUGAACGUGUUGAAAUCAAGGCUCCUGAUGUGGAAUUGGAAGCUCCAUCUCUUGAGGGAUCUGUGGACAUCUCUACAAUUGAAAAAGAGGGUGGAAAAGGAAAAUUCAAGAUGCCACAAAUGAAAAUGCCUAAAUUUGGAAUUUCAACAUCUGGGGUCAAGGUUCCAAAACCAGAAGGCAAACUGAGCUUGCCAGAAGCAGAAAUCUCUCUUCCAAAGGCAGACAUUGAUAUACAAGGACCACAGCUUACAACAAGUGGAACUGACAUUGAUCUGAAUCUACCGAAACCACAGAUGCAUGUGUCUGCAGCACAAGUUGCUGUUGAUCUUAAAGGUCCAGAUGUAGACAUGAAAGCACCUGAGUUAGACAUUGAUAUGAAGAGUAAAGGAAUCCAUGUAGAAGGGAAAGAAAGCAAGUUUAAAUUGCCCAAAAUGCCAGACUUUGAUGUUUCACUCCCCAAAGUCAAAGGUCCUGACAUUAAAUUCAGUCUGCCCAAAUCAGAGGCUGACAUUGCUUUACCUGAAAGUGUUGAAAUCAAGGCUCCUGAUGUGGAAUUGGAAGCGCCAUCUCUUGAGGGAUCUGUGGACAUCUCUACAAUUGAAAAAGAGGGUGGAAAAGGAAAAUUCAAGAUGCCACAAAUGAAAAUGCCUAAAUUUGGAAUUUCAACAUCUGGGGUCAAGGUUCCAAAAAUAGAAGGAGAACUGAGCUUGCCAGAAGCAGAAAUCUCUCUUCCAAAGGUAAACAUUGAUAUACAAGGACCACAGCUUACAACAAGUGGAACUGCCAUUGAUCUGAAUCUACCGAAACCACAGAUGCAUGUGUCUGCAGCACAAGUUGCUGUUGAUCUUAAAGGUCCAGAUGUAGACAUGAAAGCACCUGAGUUAGACAUUGAUAUGAAGAGUAAAGGAAUCCAUGUAGAAGGGAAAGAAAGCAAGUUUAAAUUGCCCAAAAUGCCAGACUUUGAUGUUUCACUCCCCAAAGUCAAAGGUCCUGACGUUAAAUUCAGUCUGCCCAAAUCAGAGGCUGACAUUGCUUUACCUGAACGUGUUGAAAUCAAGGCUCCUGAAGUGGAAUUGGAAGCUCCAUCUCUUGAGGGAUCUGUGGACAUCUCUACAAUUAAAAAAGAGGGUGGAAAAGAAAAAUUCAAGAUGCCACAAAUGAAAAUGCCUAAAUUUGGAAUUUCAACAUCUGGGGUCAAGGUUCCAAAAAUAGAAGGCGAACUGAGCUUGCCAGAAGCAAAAAUCUCUCUUCCAAAGGCAAACAUUGAUAUACAAGGACCACAGCUUACAACAAGUGGAACUGACAUUGAUCUGAAUCUACCGAAACCACAGAUGCAUGUGUCUGCAGCACAAGUUGCUGUUGAUCUUAAAGGUCCAGAUGUAGACAUGAAAGCACCUGAGUUAGACAUUGAUAUGAAGAGUAAAGGAAUCCAUGUAGAAGGGAAAGAAAGCAAGUUUAAAUUGCCCAAAAUGCCAGACUUUGAUGUUUCACUCCCCAAAGUCAAAGGUCCUGACAUUAAAUUCAGUCUGCCCAAAUCAGAGGCUGACAUUGCUUUACCUGAACGUGUUGAAAUCAAGGCUCCUGAUGUGGAAAUGGAAGCUCCAUCUCUUGAGGGAUCUGUGGACAUCCCUACAAUUGAAAAAGAGGAAGGAAAAGGAAAAUUCAAGAUGCCACAAAUGAAAAUGCCUAAAUUUGGAAUUUCAACAUCUGGGGUCAAGGUUCCAAAAAUAGAAGGCGAACUGAGCUUGCCAAAAGCAGAAAUCUCUCUUCCAAAGGCAGACAUUGAUAUACAAGGACCACAGCUUACAACAAGUGGAACUGACAUUGAUCUGAAUCUACCAAAACCACAGAUACAUGUGUCUGCAGCACAAGCUGCUGUUGAUCUUAAAGGUCCAGAUGUAGACAUGAAAACACCUGAGUUAGACAUUGAUAUGAAGGGUAAAGGAAUCCAUGUAGAAGGGAAAGAAAGCAAAUUUAAAAUACCCAAAAUGCCAGAGUUUGAUCUUUCUCUCCCCAAAGUCAAAGGUCCUGAUGUUAAAUUGAGUAUGCCCAAAGGAGAAAUUGAUCUCUCUGCACCAAAAACAGAAGUUGAGCUUAAGGGACCAGAGAUAGAUAUUGAAGGUCCAUCUGUUGAAGGAGCUGUGGACAUCCCUAAAAUUGAAACAGAGGGAGGAAAAGGAAAAUUCAAAAUGCCACACUUUAAAAUGCCUACAUUUGGCAUGUCAACAUCUGGGGUGAAGACUCCUAAAGUAGAAGGCGAAGUAAAGUUGCCAAAAGCAGACAUUGACUUAAAAGGACCACAGCUAACGUCAGGUGAAACUGACAUUGAUCUGAACCUUCCUAAACCUGAAAUAAAUGUGUCUGCAACACAACCUGCUGUUGAUCUUAAAGGUUCAGAUAUAAACAUCAAAACACCUGAAGUAGCCUUUGAUGUCAAGGGAAAAGUCGAUGUAGAAGGGAAAGACAGCAAAUUUAAAAUGCCCAAAAUGCCAGAGUUUGAUCUUUCUCUCCCCAAAGUCAAAGGUCCUGAUGUUAAAUUGAGUAUGCCCAAAGGAGAAAUUGAUCUAUCUGCACCAAAAACAGAAGUUGAGCUUAAGGGACCGGAGAUAGAUAUUGAAAGUCCAUCUGUUGAAGGGGCUGUGGACAUCCCUAAAAUUGAAACAGAGGGAGGAAAAGGAAAAUUCAAAACGCCACACUUUAAAAUGCCUACAUUUGGCAUGUCAACAUCUGGGGUGAAGACUCCUAAAGUAGAAGGCGAAGUAAAGUUGCCAAAAGCAGACAUCUCUCUUCCAAAGGCAGACAUUGACUUAAAAGGACCACAGCUAACGUCAGGUGGAACUGACAUUGAUCUGAACCUUCCUAAACCUGUAAUAAAUGUGUCUGCAACACAACCUGCUGUUGAUCUUAAAGGUCCAGAUAUAGACAUCAAAACACCUGAAUUAGCCUUUGAUGUCAAGGGAAAAGUCGAUGUAGAAGGGAAAGACAGCAAAUUUAAAAUGCCCAAAAUGCCAGAGUUUGAUCUUUCUCUCCCCAAAGUCAAAGGUCCUGAUGUUAAAUUGAGUAUGCCCAAAGGAGAAAUUGAUCUCUCUGCACCAAAAACAGAAGUUGAGCUUAAGGGACCGGAGAUAGAUAUUGAAGGUCCAUCUGUUGAAGGAGCUGUGGACAUCCCUAAAAUUGAAACAGAGGGAGGAAAAGGAAAAUUCAAAAUGCCACACUUUAAAAUGCCUACAUUUGGCAUGUCAACAUCUGGGGUGAAGACUCCUAAAGUAGAAGGCGAAGUAAAGUUGCCAAAAGCAGACAUCUCUCUUCCAAAGGCAGACAUUGACUUAAAAGGACCACAGCUAACGUCAGGUGGAACUGACAUUGAUCUGAACCUUCCUAAACCUGAAAUAAAUGUGUCUGCAACACAACCUGCUGUUGAUCUUAAAGGACCAGAUAUAAACAUCAAAACACCUGAAGUAGCCUUUGAUGUCAAGGGAAAAGUCGAUGUAGAAGGGAAAGACAGCAAAUUUAAAAUGCCCAAAAUGCCAGAGUUUGAUCUUUCUCUCCCCAAAGUCAAAGGUCCUGAUGUUAAAUUGAGUAUGCCCAAAGGAGAAAUUGAUCUCUCUGCACCAAAAACAGAAGUUGAGCUUAAGGGACCGGAGAUAGAUAUUGAAGGUCCAUCUGUUGAAGGAGCUGUGGACAUCCCUAAAAUUGAAACAGAGGGAGGAAAAGGAAAAUUCAAAAUGCCACACUUUAAAAUGCCUACAUUUGGCAUGUCAACAUCUGGGGUGAAGACUCCUAAAGUAGAAGGCGAAGUAAAGUUGCCAAAAGCAGACAUCUCUCUUCCAAAGGCAGACAUUGACUUAAAAGGACCACAGCUAACGUCAGGUGGAACUGACAUUGAUCUGAACCUUCCUAAACCUGAAAUAAAUGUGUCUGCAACACAACCUGCUGUUGAUCUUAAAGGACCAGAUAUAAACAUCAAAACACCUGAAGUAGCCUUUGAUGUCAAGGGAAAAGUCGAUGUAGAAGGGAAAGACAGCAAAUUUAAAAUGCCCAAAAUGCCAGAGUUUGAUCUUUCUCUCCCCAAAGUCAAAGGUCCUGAUUUUAAAUUGAGUAUGCCCAAAGGAGAAAUUGAUCUCUCUGCACCAAAAACAGAAGUUGAGCUUAAGGGACCGGAGAUAGAUAUUGAAGGUCCAUCUGUUGAAGGAGCUGUGGACAUCCCUAAAAUUGAAACAGAGGGAGGAAAAGGAAAAUUCAAAAUGCCACACUUUAAAAUGCCUACAUUUGGCAUGUCAACAUCUGGGGUGAAGACUCCUAAAGUAGAAGGCGAAGUAAAGUUGCCAAAAGCAGACAUCUCUCUUCCAAAGGCAGACAUUGACUUAAAAGGACCACAGCUAACGUCAGGUGGAACUGACAUUGAUCUGAACCUUCCUAAACCUGAAUUAAAUGUGUCUGCAACACAACCUGCUGUUGAUCUGAAAGGUCCAGAUAUAGACAUCAAAACACCUGAAUUAGCCUUUGAUGUCAAGGGAAAAGUCGAUGUAGAAGGGAAAGACAGCAAAUUUAAAAUGCCCAAAAUGCCAGAGUUUGAUCUUUCUCUCCCCAAAGUCAAAGGUCCUGAUGUUAAAUUGAGUAUGCCCAAAGGAGAAAUUGAUCUCUCUGCACCAAAAACAGAAGUUGAGCUUAAGGGACCGGAGAUAGAUAUUGAAGGUCCAUCUGUUGAAGGAGCUGUGGACAUCCCUAAAAUUGAAACAGAGGGAGGAAAAGGAAAAUUCAAAAUGCCACACUUUAAAAUGCCUACAUUUGGCAUGUCAACAUCUGGGGUGAAGACUCCUAAAGUAGAAGGCGAAGUAAAGUUGCCAAAAGCAGACAUCUCUCUUCCAAAGGCAGACAUUGACUUAAAAGGACCACAGCUAACGUCAGGUGGAACUGACAUUGAUCUGAACCUUCCUAAACCUGAAAUAAAUGUGUCUGCUACACAACCUGCUGUUGAUCUUAAUGGUCCAGAUAUAUACAUCAAAACACCUGAAGUAGCCUUUGAUGUCAAGGGAAAAGUCGAUGUAGAAGGGAAAGACAGCAAAUUUAAAAUGCCCAAAAUGCCAGAGUUUGAUCUUUCUCUCCCCAAAGUCAAAGGUCCUGAUGUUAAAUUGAGUAUGCCCAAAGGAGAAAUUGAUCUCUCUGCACCAAAAACAGAAGUUGAGCUUAAGGGACCGGAGAUAGAUAUUGAAGGUCCAUCUGUUGAAGGAGCUGUGGACAUCCCUAAAAUUGAAACAGAGGGAGGAAAAGGAAAAUUCAAAAUGCCACACUUUAAAAUGCCUACAUUUGGCAUGUCAACAUCUGGGGUGAAGACUCCUAAAGUAGAAGGCGAAGUAAAGUUGCCAAAAGCAGACAUCUCUCUUCCAAAGGCAGACAUUGACUUAAAAGGACCACAGCUAACGUCAGGUGGAACUGACAUUGAUCUGAACCUUCCUAAACCUGAAAUAAAUGUGUCUGCAACACAACCUGCUGUUGAUCUUAAAGGUCCAGAUAUAAACAUCAAAACACCUGAAGUAGCCUUUGAUGUCAAGGGAAAAGUCGAUGUAGAAGGGAAAGACAGCAAAUUUAAAAUGCCCAAAAUGCCAGAGUUUGAUCUUUCUCUCCCCAAAGUCAAAGGUCCUGAUGUUAAAUUGAGUAUGCCCAAAGGAGAAAUUGAUCUCUCUGCACCAAAAACAGAAGUUGAGCUUAAGGGACCGGAGAUAGAUAUUGAAGGUCCAUCUGUUGAAGGAGCUGUGGACAUCCCUAAAAUUGAAACAGAGGGAGGAAAAGGAAAAUUCAAAAUGCCACACUUUAAAAUGCCUACAUUUGGCAUGUCAACAUCUGGGGUGAAGACUCCUAAAGUAGAAGGCGAAGUAAAGUUGCCAAAAGCAGACAUCUCUCUUCCAAAGGCAGACAUUGACUUAAAAGGACCACAGCUAACGUCAGGUGGAACUGACAUUGAUCUGAACCUUCCUAAACCUGAAAUAAAUGUGUCUGCUACACAACCUGCUGUUGAUCUUAAUGGUCCAGAUAUAGACAUCAAAACACCUGAAGUAGCCUUUGAUGUCAAGGGAAAAGUCGAUGUAGAAGGGAAAGACAGCAAAUUUAAAAUGCCCAAAAUGCCAGAGUUUGAUCUUUCUCUCCCCAAAGUCAAAGGUCCUGAUUUUAAAUUGAGUAUGCCCAAAGGAGAAAUUGAUCUCUCUGCACCAAAAACAGAAGUUGAGCUUAAGGGACCGGAGAUAGAUAUUGAAGGUCCAUCUGUUGAAGGAGCUGUGGACAUCCCUAAAAUUGAAACAGAGGGAGGAAAAGGAAAAUUCAAAAUGCCACACUUUAAAAUGCCUACAUUUGGCAUGUCAACAUCUGGGGUGAAGACUCCUAAAGUAGAAGGCGAAGUAAAGUUGCCAAAAGCAGACAUCUCUCUUCCAAAGGCAGACAUUGACUUAAAAGGACCACAGCUAACGUCAGGUGGAACUGACAUUGAUCUGAACCUUCCUAAACCUGAAUUAAAUGUGUCUGCAACACAACCUGCUGUUGAUCUGAAAGGUCCAGAUAUAGACAUCAAAACACCUGAAUUAGCCUUUGAUGUCAAGGGAAAAGUCGAUGUAGAAGGGAAAGACAGCAAAUUUAAAAUGCCCAAAAUGCCAGAGUUUGAUCUUUCUCUCCCCAAAGUCAAAGGUCCUGAUGUUAAAUUGAGUAUGCCCAAAGGAGAAAUUGAUCUCUCUGCACCAAAAACAGAAGUUGAGCUUAAGGGACCGGAGAUAGAUAUUGAAGGUCCAUCUGUUGAAGGAGCUAUGGACAUCCCUAAAAUUGAAACAGAGGGAGGAAAAGGAAAAUUCAAAAUGCCACACUUUAAAAUGCCUACAUUUGGCAUGUCAACAUCUGGGGUGAAGACUCCUAAAGUAGAAGGCGAAGUAAAGUUGCCAAAAGCAGACAUCUCUCUUCCAAAGGCAGACAUUGACUUAAAAGGACCACAGCUAACAUCUGGUGGAACUGACAUUGAUCUGAACCUUCCUAAACCUGAAAUAAAUGUGUCUGCAACACAACCUGCUGUUGAUCUUAAAGGUCCAGAUAUAAACAUCAAAACACCUGAAGUAGCCUUUGAUGUCAAGGGAAAAGUCGAUGUAGAAGGGAAAGACAGCAAAUUUAAAAUGCCCAAAAUGCCAGAGUUUGAUCUUUCUCUCCCCAAAGUCAAAGGUCCUGAUGUUAAAUUGAGUAUGCCCAAAGGAGAAAUUGAUCUCUCUGCACCAAAAACAGAAGUUGAGCUUAAGGGACCGGAGAUAGAUAUUGAAGGUCCAUCUGUUGAAGGAGCUGUGGACAUCCCUAAAAUUGAAACAGAGGGAGGAAAAGGAAAAUUCAAAAUGCCACACUUUAAAAUGCCUACAUUUGGCAUGUCAACAUCUGGGGUGAAGACUCCUAAAGUAGAAGGCGAAGUAAAGUUGCCAAAAGCAGACAUCUCUCUUCCAAAGGCAGACAUUGACUUAAAAGGACCACAGCUAACGUCAGGUGGAACUGACAUUGAUCUGAACCUUCCUAAACCUGAAAUAAAUGUGUCUGCUACACAACCUGCUGUUGAUCUUAAUGGUCCAGAUAUAGACAUCAAAACACCUGAAGUAGCCUUUGAUGUCAAGGGAAAAGUCGAUGUAGAAGGGAAAGACAGCAAAUUUAAAAUGCCCAAAAUGCCAGAGUUUGAUCUUUCUCUCCCCAAAGUCAAAGGUCCUGAUUUUAAAUUGAGUAUGCCCAAAGGAGAAAUUGAUCUCUCUGCACCAAAAACAGAAGUUGAGCUUAAGGGACCGGAGAUAGAUAUUGAAGGUCCAUCUGUUGAAGGAGCUGUGGACAUCCCUAAAAUUGAAACAGAGGGAGGAAAAGGAAAAUUCAAAAUGCCACACUUUAAAAUGCCUACAUUUGGCAUGUCAACAUCUGGGGUGAAGACUCCUAAAGUAGAAGGCGAAGUAAAGUUGCCAAAAGCAGACAUCUCUCUUCCAAAGGCAGACAUUGACUUAAAAGGACCACAGCUAACGUCAGGUGGAACUGACAUUGAUCUGAACCUUCCUAAACCUGUAAUAAAUGUGUCUGCAACACAACCUGCUGUUGAUCUGAAAGGUCCAGAUAUAAACAUCAAAACACCUGAAUUAGGCUUUGAUGUCAAGGGAAAAGUCGAUGUAGAAGGGAAAGACAGCAAAUUUAAAAUGCCCAAAAUGCCAGAGUUUGAUCUUUCUCUCCCCAAAGUCAAAGGUCCUGAUUUUAAAUUGAGUAUGCCCAAAGGAGAAAUUGAUCUCUCUGCACCAAAAACAGAAGUUGAGCUUAAGGGACCGGAGAUAGAUAUUGAAGGACCAUCUGUUGAAGCAGAUGUGGACAUCCCUAAAAUUGAAACAGAGGGAGGAAAAGGAAAAUUCAAAAUGCCACACUUUAAAAUGCCUACAUUUGGCAUGUCAACAUCUGGGGUGAAGACUCCUAAAGUAGAAGGCGAAGUAAAGUUGCCAAAAGCAGACAUCUCUCUUCCAAAGGCAGACAUUGACUUAAAAGGACCACAGCUAAUGUCAGGUGGAACUGACAUUGAUCUGAACCUUCCUAAACCUGAAAUAAAUGUGUCUGCAACACAACCUGCUGUUGAUCUCAAAGGUCCAGAUAUAGACAUCAAAACACCUGAAGUAGCCUUUGAUGUCAAGGGAAAAGUCGAUGUAGAAGGGAAAGACAGCAAAUUUAAAAUGCCCAAAAUGCCAGAGUUUGAUCUUUCUCUCCCCAAAGUCAAAGGUCCUGAUGUUAAAUUGAGUAUGCCCAAAGGAGAAAUUGAUCUCUCUGCACCAAAAACAGAAGUUGAGCUUAAGGGACCGGAGAUAGAUAUUGAAGGUCCAUCUGUUGAAGGAGCUGUGGACAUCCCUAAAAUUGAAACAGAGGGAGGAAAAGGAAAAUUCAAAAUGCCACACUUUAAAAUGCCUACAUUUGGCAUGUCAACAUCUGGGGUGAAGACUCCUAAAGUAGAAGGCGAAGUAAAGUUGCCAAAAGCAGACAUCUCUCUUCCAAAGGCAGACAUUGACUUAAAAGGACCACAGCUAACAUCUGGUGGAACUGACAUUGAUCUGAACCUUCCUAAACCUGAAAUAAAUGUGUCUGCAACACAACCUGCUGUUGAUCUUAAAGGUCCAGAUAUAAACAUCAAAACACCUGAAGUAGCCUUUGAUGUCAAGGGAAAAGUCGAUGUAGAAGGGAAAGACAGCAAAUUUAAAAUGCCCAAAAUGCCAGAGUUUGAUCUUUCUCUCCCCAAAGUCAAAGGUCCUGAUGUUAAAUUGAGUAUGCCCAAAGGAGAAAUUGAUCUCUCUGCACCAAAAACAGAAGUUGAGCUUAAGGGACCGGAGAUAGAUAUUGAAGGUCCAUCUGUUGAAGGAGCUGUGGACAUCCCUAAAAUUGAAACAGAGGGAGGAAAAGGAAAAUUCAAAAUGCCACACUUUAAAAUGCCUACAUUUGGCAUGUCAACAUCUGGGGUGAAGACUCCUAAAGUAGAAGGCGAAGUAAAGUUGCCAAAAGCAGACAUCUCUCUUCCAAAGGCAGACAUUGACUUAAAAGGACCACAGCUAACGUCAGGUGGAACUGACAUUGAUCUGAACCUUCCUAAACCUGAAAUAAAUGUGUCUGCUACACAACCUGCUGUUGAUCUUAAUGGUCCAGAUAUAGACAUCAAAACACCUGAAGUAGCCUUUGAUGUCAAGGGAAAAGUCGAUGUAGAAGGGAAAGACAGCAAAUUUAAAAUGCCCAAAAUGCCAGAGUUUGAUCUUUCUCUCCCCAAAGUCAAAGGUCCUGAUUUUAAAUUGAGUAUGCCCAAAGGAGAAAUUGAUCUCUCUGCACCAAAAACAGAAGUUGAGCUUAAGGGACCGGAGAUAGAUAUUGAAGGUCCAUCUGUUGAAGGAGCUGUGGACAUCCCUAAAAUUGAAACAGAGGGAGGAAAAGGAAAAUUCAAAAUGCCACACUUUAAAAUGCCUACAUUUGGCAUGUCAACAUCUGGGGUGAAGACUCCUAAAGUAGAAGGCGAAGUAAAGUUGCCAAAAGCAGACAUCUCUCUUCCAAAGGCAGACAUUGACUUAAAAGGACCACAGCUAACGUCAGGUGGAACUGACAUUGAUCUGAACCUUCCUAAACCUGUAAUAAAUGUGUCUGCAACACAACCUGCUGUUGAUCUGAAAGGUCCAGAUAUAAACAUCAAAACACCUGAAUUAGGCUUUGAUGUCAAGGGAAAAGUCGAUGUAGAAGGGAAAGACAGCAAAUUUAAAAUGCCCAAAAUGCCAGAGUUUGAUCUUUCUCUCCCCAAAGUCAAAGGUCCUGAUUUUAAAUUGAGUAUGCCCAAAGGAGAAAUUGAUCUCUCUGCACCAAAAACAGAAGUUGAGCUUAAGGGACCGGAGAUAGAUAUUGAAGGACCAUCUGUUGAAGCAGAUGUGGACAUCCCUAAAAUUGAAACAGAGGGAGGAAAAGGAAAAUUCAAAAUGCCACACUUUAAAAUGCCUACAUUUGGCAUGUCAACAUCUGGGGUGAAGACUCCUAAAGUAGAAGGCGAAGUAAAGUUGCCAAAAGCAGACAUCUCUCUUCCAAAGGCAGACAUUGACUUAAAAGGACCACAGCUAAUGUCAGGUGGAACUGACAUUGAUCUGAACCUUCCUAAACCUGAAAUAAAUGUGUCUGCAACACAACCUGCUGUUGAUCUCAAAGGUCCAGAUAUAGACAUCAAAACACCUGAAGUAGCCUUUGAUGUCAAGGGAAAAGUCGAUGUAGAAGGGAAAGACAGCAAAUUUAAAAUGCCCAAAAUGCCAGAGUUUGAUCUUUCUCUCCCCAAAGUCAAAGGUCCUGAUGUUAAAUUGAGUAUGCCCAAAGGAGAAAUUGAUCUCUCUGCACCAAAAACAGAAGUUGAGCUUAAGGGACCGGAGAUAGAUAUUGAAGGUCCAUCUGUUGAAGGAGCUGUGGACAUCCCUAAAAUUGAAACAGAGGGAGGAAAAGGAAAAUUCAAAAUGCCACACUUUAAAAUGCCUACAUUUGGCAUGUCAACAUCUGGGGUGAAGACUCCUAAAGUAGAAGGCGAAGUAAAGUUGCCAAAAGCAGACAUCUCUCUUCCAAAGGCAGACAUUGACUUAAAAGGACCACAGCUAACGUCAGGUGAAACUGACAUUGAUCUGAACCUUCCUAAACCUGAAAUAAAUGUGUCUGCAACACAACCUGCUGUUGAUCUUAAAGGUCCAGAUAUAGACAUCAAAACACCUGAAGUAGCCUUUGAUGUCAAGGGAAAAGUCGAUGUAGAAGGGAAAGACAGCAAAUUUAAAAUGCCCAAAAUGCCAGAGUUUGAUCUUUCUCUCCCCAAAGUCAAAGGUCCUGAUGUUAAAUUGAGUAUGCCCAAAGGAGAAAUUGAUCUCUCUGCACCAAAAACAGAAGUUGAGCUUAAGGGACCGGAGAUAGAUAUUGAAGGUCCAUCUGUUGAAGGAGCUGUGGACAUCCCUAAAAUUGAAACAGAGGGAGGAAAAGGAAAAUUCAAAAUGCCACACUUUAAAAUGCCUACAUUUGGCAUGUCAACAUCUGGGGUGAAGACUCCUAAAGUAGAAGGUGAAGUAAAGUUGCCAAAAGCAGACAUCUCUCUUCCAAAGGCAGACAUUGACUUAAAAGGACCACAGCUAACGUCAGGUGAAACUGACAUUGAUCUGAACCUUCCUAAACCUGAAAUAAAUGUGUCUGCAACACAACCUGCUGUUGAUCUUAAAGGUCCAGAUAUAGACAUCAAAACACCUGAAUUAGCCUUUGAUGUCAAGGGAAAAGUCAAUGUAGAAGGGAAAGACAGCAAAUUUAAAAUGCCCAAAAUGCCAGAGUUUGAUCUUUCUCUCCCCAAAGUCAAAGGUCCUGAUGUUAAAUUGAGUAUGCCCAAAGGAGAAAUUGAUCUCUCUGCACCAAAAACAGAAGUUGAGCUUAAGGGACCGGAGAUAGAUAUUGAAGGUCCAUCUGUUGAAGGAGCUGUGGACAUCCCUAAAAUUGAAACAGAGGGAGGAAAAGGAAAAUUCAAAAUGCCACACUUUAAAAUGCCUACAUUUGGCAUGUCAACAUCUGGGGUGAAGACUCCUAAAGUAGAAGGCGAAGUAAAGUUGCCAAAAGCAGACAUCUCUCUUCCAAAGGCAGACAUUGACUUAAAAGGACCACAGCUAACGUCAGGUGGAACUGACAUUGAUCUGAACCUUCCUAAACCUGAAAUAAAUGUGUCUGCAACACAACCUGCUGUUGAUCUUAAUGGUCCAGAUAUAGACAUCAAAACACCUGAAUUAGCCUUUGAUGUCAAGGGGAAAGUCGAUGUAGAAGGGAAAGACAGCAAAUUUAAAAUGCCCAAAAUGCCAGGUUCUGAAAUAGAGUGCAGCAUAUCAAAACCAGACUUUGAUAUACCUUUGCCAAAAUCAGAAGCAGGCACCAAAGGACCACAGUUAAAGACAAGUGAACUUUUACCAGAAAAUGUUGAGGCUGAUGAAAAAGAUCCCCAUCAAACAUCAGACAUCAAAAUGGACUCAGGGGGGAAGCAUACAUUAUCCAAAAUACGCCUGCCAGGGUUUGGAGAAUUGUUUAAAGGGCUAGAUCUUGAAUUUCAUUUGCCUAAUUUAGAUCCUGAUGCUUCUUCACCAGAAACAGAGGAAGUAAAUUUGCCAGCAGACAAAACUGCUCACGCUGAGGUAAAUGAUGGUAUAUCCAAUGUCCUUGGAGAGGUGAUUGUUGGAACACCUGUAGUUCAAAUUUCUCAGCAAGACACAGCAAAACAAGCAAAACAAAAAAGAACAAAAGUUGUGCCAGACUCAAGUUUAGAUACAGCUUCUGAGUCUAAGGAUAAAGACAGCACAAAAAAUAAGGAGAAGUCUGGUAAAUUUACGUUUAGAUUUCCGAGGCUAGGUUUUACCGAUUCUUCUGAAGAAAGCAACAAGACAGAAACAAUAAGUGCUGUCAAUGAUUCAAAAGAGAAGGCUUCAGAAACUACUGAAAAAAAUGAAACCACGUCAAAAACCACAUCAAAAAGUGAAAAAAGUGGUUGGUUUACUUUUCCAAAACGAGGGCAUUCCUCUCCUUCAAAAAAGGCUAAGGAUUCUGAUAAAGAGAAGCUUGGCACCCCUACGGAAGAGUUAAGCGGAAGCUUAGCUGCUGAUGUUGAUGUUGUUCAAAGAGAUGUCAAAUCAACUGAAGGCCUGCAGGGUGUUGAUUCCAGCACUGCUAAUGAAUCAAUUGGUACUCCUUCAAAAGUUACUGUGAGAUACACAAAACCUGACAUCUUGAUAGCUGGCCAUGAUGUGAAGGUUCCCAGUGAUAUUAUUACGUCAACAGCCAGAACAGAAUUAAUUCUACUAGAACCAAAAUUACCUGAAAAAAUAAAUAUCACCACUGUUCCCUCAUCAGGAGAUCAAUCACAACAGUGCGCAGUGACCAGUGCCCAAACUGUGAAAGGGGAUACAACAACGCCAGGCAAAAUAACAACCUUUAAGUCUUCCACACAAAAAGGCACACCUACCAUCGAACAUUCAACAGUUAUCACUAGAGUUCAAACAGAAUGCAAAUUACCUGUAGAAAAAGUUACUGUGAAACUGGGCUCUGCACCUUGGCUGCCUGAAGAAACAGCUCAAACGAGUUUUAAUGUGCCCACAGAAAAGUGUGUCUCAGUUGAAAGGCAUGUUGUGAAACAAAGAUUUGGUGAGGAGAAGGAAACAGUUGUGAUAACCAAAGGAAUUCCAUCACAGCAAGGGUAUACAGCUUCAGGAAAAGUACUCUCAGAGGAGGCAAUUUCGUCACUCCAAAGGCUAAAAGACACAAUGCACUCUGAAAAAAUGAAGUUCUUUGAAACUUCAGAAACGCCUACAGCAGCAUCAAGCAGCGAUGCAACAGUAGAAAAAGAGUCUCAAAAGAGUGCUAAUGGCAAAAAGAAGUAGGCACACAUUUAAAAGGCUAUUGUUUCCUCCUGUCAUUGCUUUGGACUUAUUGUAUCUCUCACUAUUAAACUGUCUUAUGGAGUGAUCUCUGCAAACAUGUAAGUGUUUAAGGCUAGAGCUAUGCUAUAAAAUGGCUAGUAAUAUACAUUUAACUUACUCUUAAGAUUAUGUUAGCUCAUACUAUAUAUUUGUUUAUUAAGGAUGAUUGACAAUGCUAUACCUGUUCUACAUCUAGUACAAUAUCACUGACCUUAAUUACAGAGCUACUACACUGUAUACUACACAUAUGGUAAAGUUAAACAUACACUCCUUACAAACAUGUAAAGACCUGUACCCUAACAUGAAGCAUGCAAUACUGUACUGUGAAAAAUACAACACAACAGGUAGGGAAGUUAAUUUGGUGUAUGGCUUAAGACUGUUACUUUUAAUAAAAAAAUAAAUAAAAAAAAAACAUAAAUAUACGGUAUAUUACAGUAUGAUGGAGUUAAAAGAGUCAGUUAAUAUAAUCAGUUUAGAUAAAUGACAUUCAAAUUUUAUUUGAGGAUUUUUAAAAAAAUCGAAAGCAUUGGUUUAUGAGGCUGGCUAUGAAAUUGUUUUAAAGUGUAUAAAGUGUGGAAACAUUUGGUGUAAAUAUACUGUAUGCGUUAUUUCUUAGGCCUACUGCAGUUUACUUUAUUGCUAGAACCACCUUUAUUUUUCUGCUUGAUCUGUAUUAAUGCAAUCAAUAUAUUUGAAAAUGAAUAUUCAAUAAAGUAUAUUAAAAAAAUAAAUAAAAAAAAAAUAGUGUUCUGUGGGCUUAUUGUAUAAGACUGUGGACCAUGUGAAUGCAUUUUACGCUGUAACAGUUAUCCAUUUUAGAACUGAAUAAGUCUUUAUCUGACCUAACCUGGUUGUGAGCUGAAGAGUCCUAACUGACAGGCAUUUCAACUCUGGCUCUAUCCUUUGUACAUGUACCAUAUAAUUGCAGAACAAGGCGUAUGGGCUUAUAUUUGGGUGUAUUUUGUUUUUUUUCUGUGAAAAUGCAGUUACCGUACUUGUUUGGUUUUGUAUGUUAACCCAAGAUGUGUGGGAGCUAAGAUGUUUACAAAGUUGCAUCACUAUAGAACAGCAUAGCUUGCAAAAUUGAUACAAAAAAAUAUAUUAAAGUCUAUGAAUUCCUAAUAAA
Acipenser ruthenus (sterlet) is the source of this 20133-nucleotide messenger RNA. RefSeq names its product neuroblast differentiation-associated protein AHNAK-like. The transcript has 7 exons. Gene Ontology annotation, molecular function: protein binding. NCBI's taxonomy places the organism in Eukaryota, Metazoa, Chordata, Actinopteri, Acipenseriformes, Acipenseridae. Gene Ontology annotation, cellular component: cytoplasm; costamere; nucleus. The coding region runs from base 519 to 18968 and encodes 6149 amino acids. Gene Ontology annotation, biological process: regulation of RNA splicing. The record is from RefSeq and is a predicted model, not a curated record.